This is a messenger RNA of Ctenopharyngodon idella (grass carp), 871 nucleotides long. RefSeq lists its product as uncharacterized. The record is from RefSeq and is a predicted model, not a curated record. The transcript has 2 exons. Bases 487 to 702 code for a protein of 71 amino acids. Lineage: Eukaryota; Metazoa; Chordata; Actinopteri; Cypriniformes; Xenocyprididae.
ACACGUUUACAGACGCGCCCAGUUUACCGCUUCCGGUUCACCGUUGGCCUCUGUCAAACGAGUGAAACAAGUUUUGUUUCUAGCCAUACAUCACUCUUGGGAUAUGUCUAAUGCUUUGAGGACACUUACCACUGGAGUUUUUAGCGUGCAGAGAUCUGUGACCGUCCAGCCGCUCUUGCGUCCUGUGAGCGCCGUUAAGAUCCGAGGACAACAGAGGAGCCGGAGUGAUGGAGUGAAGGGCAGUGAGAGUCAGGCGUUUGAUGUGUCCCUCCUUGAGUUUCUUGUGUGUCCACUGUCCAAAAAACCCUUGAGGUAUGACGAAAGGAGCAAUGAAUUAAUAAACGAAGAGCUUGGCAUUGCAUAUCCCAUCAUUGAUGGUAUUCCUAACAUGAUCCCACAGGAGGCACGAAUGAUCCAUAAGACCGAAGCGACUGAAAAACCCACUGAAUCUUGAGUUUAUAAAGCAAAUAUUCAUUUUCUGCCACAAUGUUUUUCUCCCUGUCUACAGUAACUGUUCUUGUGCCAUUGAUAUCUUUGUCUGGACUGUUUUACUCGGCGACCGUGGACGAAAAUUUUCCCCAAGGCUGCACGAGUGCAAGCAGCGUGUGUUUCUACAGCCUGCUGUUGCCAGUAACUAUUCCUGUUUAUGUUUUCUUCCACCUUUGGAAGUGGAUGGGAAUCAAAUUAUUUAGACACAAUUAGACUGUAGCUUCCUUUUUUAUUCCCACACAACAUGAGACGAUUUAAAUUUUUUGAACAAUGUUUGUUUGUUAACAGUGCACAUUGAAGAUUCAUAUACAAGAACAUUUAACUGUAUGUAAACAAUGAAGCGAACAACGUAAAAAUACACAAUAAAACUGCAAAUACCAAA